CAUAGGGGUUGGGCUUGCUUCGUUCUCCUCCCACUCGGUCGCUAACUAGUCCUUUGCUGUUCAGUGGCAGAAAUCAAUGGCGCUCUCAGAGGUUGGGUACCGUAUCUUGGUGAUUGGCCUCUAUGGGAGCACUGACGAAGCCUCCCUCGAGACUGCCUUCGCCCCUUUCGGCGAGAUGAUCGAGUGCAAGAUCAUGAGGGACAGGGAGACUGGCCUGUCCCGUUUGUUUGGCAUUGUCACCUAUUCAUCCGAGGAUUCCAUGCGCCACGCCAUCCAGAGCAUGAACGAGGGACUAGUAGACGGCGCCAAAGUCACCGUCCUCGAGGCCAAGGCCCCGUCCCACCGCUCUGGCCGCAACGGCAACGAGAGGGAAUGAAAGAUGUGGGGCCCCCUCAUAUCUGGUUAUCUUAUCUAUAUACCAUGAUAUCGCUGCCAAGUAUCCUUUGGCAUAUCAUUGCAUCGUGAAAUUUGUAUUAUUUUACUCCUAGUCAUUUCGUAAUCUGCACAAACUUUGUCCAAAAAUGUUCGGCAAAUAUACGUGCAAUCAGCGGAAACCCUAGGUCUAAUUCCUGGGAUCGGAUGGGCGAUGACUCCAUGGCCUCGUUAUAUUCCUUGAAGACAUCGUCUUUUGUGCUUACGGCAUCGAUGAUGCGUACAGAGUGCUUCUCAUGUUAAGGAGUUCAGCUGUGUUGUUUGCUUGUUCGAGCUGAGCAUCCCUUGUCUCUCUUGUCCCUCUACUUUAGGCAUUAUGUUUAGGACAUCUUGUGUUUGUGCAUAUGUUGUAUCUUGCUUAUAAUAAUUAUUCUUUCUUCUAUUAAUAAAAAGAUACAGUCUUUGUGUAUA
This is a messenger RNA of Hordeum vulgare subsp. vulgare (domesticated barley), 843 nucleotides long. RefSeq names its product glycine-rich RNA-binding protein GRP2A-like. The transcript is spliced from 2 exons. NCBI's taxonomy places the organism in Eukaryota, Viridiplantae, Streptophyta, Magnoliopsida, Poales, Poaceae. The record is from RefSeq and is a predicted model, not a curated record. Bases 77 to 376 code for a protein of 99 amino acids. Gene Ontology annotation, molecular function: mRNA binding.